AUGAACAAUUCCACCUCUCAAAACAUGAGCACAUCUCAGCCACAAAGGAACGAUGGCAGUGCACUGGGAGAAUUCUUCAAUAGUGGCUUGCAGACAUAUGUGAACUAUCCGUCAGAAAAUGAAACUGCACCGGAAGAGUUCAUGUGGGAUCCUAGUCUCUUUACCAAUUCACAAAUAUACUCUCCUCCUGCGGCGACGCAUACACCCGCUUGGAACCAGAAUGCGGCUGCACAGUCUCGAGAUCCUCCACUUACGGCCUAUGGCGCUCUUCAGUCAUCAUUCCAGCUUGGUCAGUAUGGUCAGCCAUCUUUUGACCUUCGUCAGCCAUCGCCCCAACCCGCGCAUGACCCCAGAUUGAUCUCUCGACCUUCACCUUCACCAACACCAUACAGUCACCAUAAUCCUCAGUCGGCAAUGUUAUACCGAGAUCUUUCCUACCAAAACCAGCAACAAUUCAAUCCACAAUCAAUGGUCUACCCUCAACGUCCCAACUCUACCUCCACGCCCACAUUUGAUGGCCACGCCAAUCGGAGCCCCUACUUCAAUUAUGGUUCUCAUAUGGCUGGGCAGUCGCAGUUACAGGUAAAUCCGCUCCGACAUCAGGUUCUUCCGAAUGCUUAUCUUCCGCAGUCCCUCGAUCUUACGAACAGCUUGGGUGGCUUUCCUGAACAGCAGCAGCAGCGGCCGGCUGCCCCUUUUAUUGAUCCUUCCUUCCUCACAGCGAAUGGGCUGCAACGUCAGAGAAUCGAUUCUGCUCAAAACAUCUAUCCUUUUCUGGGACAAGAAAAUGUCCACUCUCAGCCUGGCGGCCAGCAUACGUCACUCUCGACAACGCCAAAUCCUGUACAUGGGAGUAAUGUACCGACAAGUCAGACUGGAGCCUUCAUGGGAGUUUUUGUUCCGCAUAAAACGGACAAAGCCACUGCAAAAGUGCGCAAACCAAAAGAUCCAAAUGCGCCCAAGAAGCCAAGAGGUCGGCCGAGAAAGGACGCUUCUCAAACAUCAGCGAAGCAGGAGACGGAUGCCUCAACAUCAGAAUCAGACUCAGACGAGCUUCAAGGAGAGGAGAAGGCCGAGCCGUUGCCUGAUCUGCUUCGUGAUCCAAGACCAGAGAGUGCAGACAAAGUGAUCUACGAUGUUGCAACUGCUGUGUGGUCUCCACGAAACAAACCGGCUGUGGCAGAGAAUGUCAGAAAGGGCAUUGCACUUUUCGGAGAUGUAGUCAAACAACAGCGUGACGCAUGGAAGGUAAAAAACGAAGCUUUGAAACAAGCUGAACUCGCCAACACCACUGCCAUCCCCAGCCUCAAGCAAGAGGUGGCCCAAUUUCGAAAGACGAUUGAGACCAUGGCUGAUCAAGCCCUUCGCUUUGGUCACCCGGCACAUCUCGCGAAGCUCGGAGAAAAUCCGUUUACCAUGUCUGCUCUCCAAUCUUUUCUGGUGGAUCGAAUCAACGCUCUCGACAUGGAUGGUGAUCUUGUGAAGAGUAUAUUGAAGCUCAUGGAUCGCUUUACCACCCUGGACGAGGAGAUGCUAGAGAAGACCAAAACCUCCAAGAUCUUGACCCGUCUCACUAAGAAAGCUGGCAACGAGGUCAAAGCUUUGGCUCAGUCGGUGCUGGACCAUGCUGCUGCUGCUUCAAAGAAGAAGGCCGCAAGCUCAACUAAAGUAGAAGGUGGAGAUUCUCCUAUGGCAAUGAAUGACCCAAAAACUGCUUCUGCAGCUGGCCUCAAGCGAGCGCGAGAGGCGGAUGGGGGAUCUUUGCCAGCAACAAAACGCACAGUGGUUCUCACGACCGUCAAGCAAGCCUCCAAACCGCUAGCUUUGCAGAACGCAGAGCGAAAGAAAUUGGAAUUAGCAGCAACCAAGGCUAAAACCCCAGCUACUACGGUGAACGGCACUUCCAGCACUGCUCCUGCUGCCGCCUCAAAGGCUGCAGUGGCAGCUGCAAUGCCACCGAAGCCUUCACCGAGUCCGUUCUCUGCUCUGAUGUCUGCGUCCAAGAAGCCUGGCACGUCGAUUGCCGCUCGUGCAGCUGCUGCCAAAGAGAAAGCUAGCGCGGCUCCUGCUCCAGUCACGAAAAAGCCAUCGCCACCACCGGUAGCUGUCGUCAAGUCUGAGCCAGCCGUCGCGCCUGUCGCCAAGUCCACUUUCUCCUUCAUGGACACUCUUGCCGAUAUGAGUCGGCCGAAGCAGAUUGAAGAGAAGAAAGUUGAUGACAGACCACCCGAGACGGAGGAAGAGCGAAAGAAGCGACUUAGAAAAGAGGAGCGCAGAAAACUGCGGGUUUCAUGGGCGCCUGAGAAUGAACUCACCCAGAUCAAACUGUUCAUUCAUGACCCUGAAGAGGAGAUCGGCCAAGCAGACAGUGCCAUGCGGGACGUCGAUGAUGUAGGUGGUGAAGGGCGGAUGCUUAAGCUGCACAAAGAUCUAGAGGAUCUUGAUGACGAUGACGAUGGGCGCCCCAAUGCCGAAGACAUGGAACCAUAUAGAGCUCCGACAGAAGUUGACUUCACCGUGAUCGAUGAAGCCGCUCGAACAGGAAGCUUCUUGCGCCGUGGGGGUUCCGAAAAGCCAGAGAGUGCAGAGAAAGAAGCGCAAGACCUGCGAGAACAGAACACUCUGAUGGUUGUCUAUGCCUUGCCUUCUGAUGUUCCACCGACACCAAAAGAGCCACCUGCCGCGGGUGACGAGGAUGAUUACACUCCUUUGACUUCAUUUGGGGAGCCGGAAGAAAAGACCCGACACCGUGAGAAACAAUAUUAUGAGCAGAUCAGAGCUCCUCCUCAACAAGCUGCCGCAACCACACCAGAUCUGAAUGCCAUCCUCAACCUCAUGAAGCAGAAUCAGCAACCACUGGCUCAGCAACCAGCAUACAACACCUUUACUCCCCAGCCUGCACCGCAACAGCAGCCGGCUCAAGGUGUGGACAUUAGCAAGAUCCUGGCCGUAAUGAGUCAGAUGCAGCAGCCCCAACCCCAAGCUCAACCUGUCAUCCCUGCUCAACCCCAACAACAGGGCGGCCAAGUCAAUCUCGCUGCUCUACUGGCGCAAAUGCAAGGCCAAACCCAGCCUACCCAACCUACCCAACCUACCCAACCCGCACAACCUCUCGCGUACGGUUACACUGGCAAUCCGAAUCCCUACCCCGGCGCAGAUACCGAGUACUCUCGCAAGCAUGGCCGCAAUGAGUCGACUUCUGAAUAUGAAGAUUAUGCAUGGAAGAAGAAAAAGCCCGCCAGCGGAUCCGGAGGCGCAGGAGGGGGAGGAGGGAAUGCCGGCUCAGCCAAACCUCAUCCCAAGGCCAAGACGGUGAUUUGCAAGUUCUGGCAGGAAGGGAAGUGUAAGAAAGGGGAUGAUUGUACUUUUAUCCACGAGUGA
Endocarpon pusillum Z07020 is the source of this 3381-nucleotide messenger RNA. RefSeq lists its product as uncharacterized. Gene Ontology annotation, molecular function: RNA polymerase II C-terminal domain phosphoserine binding; metal ion binding. Bases 1 to 3381 code for a protein of 1126 amino acids. Gene Ontology annotation, biological process: regulation of DNA-templated transcription. Gene Ontology annotation, cellular component: Cdc73/Paf1 complex. NCBI's taxonomy places the organism in Eukaryota, Fungi, Ascomycota, Eurotiomycetes, Verrucariales, Verrucariaceae. The transcript is spliced from 5 exons. The record is from RefSeq and is a predicted model, not a curated record.